GUACUGUACAACUUAAAUUCCCUUACCAACUUCUAGAUUAUUGUUUUGUCACAAUUAUGAAGUAGAUAGAUAGAUAGAUUUGUACAAGUACAACCAAGUUUCUUCACUCCCAACCCAUCAUUUGCAUCUAAAUUGAACCAAAAAUGCUCCUCGGAUUCAAAAAACUAACGUUAUUCUUCAUCUACUUGACAAUCUCAUUCUCAUGUUGUUGGAUUUAUGUUCAGAGUGAGGACAAUGAAGUGAUAACAUGUUCCAACAUAGUACAACUUCAACAUCGUACGGAUAAUAUAUCCUUAACGGAUUUUGGUGGUGUCGGUGAUGGAAAAACACUCAAUACAAAAGCAUUCAAAGAAGCUAUUUACAGAAUUAGCCAUUUGGCUCAAAGAGAAGGAGGCACUACUCUUUAUAUUCCUCCAGGGGUAUUUUUGACAGAGCCCUUUAAUCUUACUAGUCAUAUGACUCUUCAUCUUGCUGCUGGUGCUGUUAUCAAAGCCACACAGGAUUCGUCGAAUUGGCCUUUAAUUGCACCAUUGCCAUCUUACGGAAGAGGAAGGGAGCGUCCUGGAGGAAGGUAUAUGAGCUUUAUCCACGGAGAUGGACUUCAGGAUGUAGUAAUCACAGGUGACAAUGGGACAAUUGAUGGGCAAGGAGAUGCAUGGUGGAAUAUGUGGAGGAAUAGAACUCUUCAAUUUACAAGACCGAAUCUUGUUGAAUUCGUGAAUUCUAAAGAUAUUAUUAUUUCAAAUGUGAUCUUUAAGGAUUCUCCCUUCUGGAACAUACACCCAGUUUACUGCAGCAAUGUUGUUGUUCGAUUUGCCACAAUUUUGGCUCCACGCGACUCUCCCAAUACUGAUGGCAUUGAUCCAGAUUCAAGUUCAAAUGUAUGCAUAGAGGACUCAUACAUAUCAACCGGAGACGAUCUUGUCGCAGUGAAAAGCGGAUGGGACGAAUACGGAAUUGCAUACGGCCGUCCUAGCUCUAACAUAACCAUCCGUCGUGUAACCGGGUCGUCUCCAUUUGCCGGGAUUGCCAUCGGCAGUGAAGCAUCAGGUGGAGUAGAAAACAUACUAGCUGAACACAUAAACCUUAACAACAUGGGAAUUGGUAUACACAUUAAGACAAACAUUGGAAGAGGAGGGUAUAUAAAGAACAUUAGUAUAUCUCAUGUUUAUAUGGAAAAUGCAAGAAAAGGUAUAAAAAUAUCAGGUGAUGUUGGUGAUCAUGCUGAUGAUAAAUAUGACCAUAAUGCCCUUCCAAUAGUAAAAGGUAUUACUAUUGUGAAUGUUUGGGGUGUUAAGGUUUUACAAGCUGGUCUUAUAAAAGGAAUAAAAAAUUCUCCAUUUUCUGAUAUUUGUUUAUCUGAUAUUAAUCUUCAUGGAGUGAAUGGAACAAGAAGUAGGACUCCAUCUUGGAUGUGUUCUGAUGUGGUUGGAGUUGCUCAUGAAGUUAGUCCAUGGCCAUGUUCUGAGUUGAUCAGUCAAAAGUUAGGAUCAUGUGCUAAUUACUAGUCCUAGAGAUUGAUGGAAAUUAUUAUGAAGUUUAUUAAUGAGAAAAAUUUCAAUAACCUUUCAUGAACUAUUAUUAGACAUAUUUUAAUUUGUUCCAUUAAACAAAUAUUUUCAUUUAUUAUGAA
This is a messenger RNA of Trifolium pratense (red clover), 1633 nucleotides long. RefSeq names its product probable polygalacturonase. The coding region runs from base 144 to 1508 and encodes 454 amino acids. Gene Ontology annotation, biological process: carbohydrate metabolic process. The record is from RefSeq and is a predicted model, not a curated record. Lineage: Eukaryota; Viridiplantae; Streptophyta; Magnoliopsida; Fabales; Fabaceae. The transcript has 5 exons. Gene Ontology annotation, molecular function: polygalacturonase activity.